AUUAUUAUUAUUAUUAGCCGGCUUGUCAAGCUUAAUAAGCUUUUUUUAUAGUUUGAGUUUGGCCUUUUUAUCUAAAAAGACUUUUUAAAAAGCUUGAGCUUGACCUUUAUAGUAAACAAGCCAAGCCGAGCCGAGCCUUACAUAGGCCGAGCCAAAAGCCCUCGACAAGCUGUUCGACUCAUUUCCACCCCUACCGCCAACCAGUCAUUGAACUCUAUAGUACUACUGAGAUCCCCCUCCCUCUGAGUCAUACUCACUCUCUCAAAUGGGUGCCUGAUGCUGUUAAAGUCACUCAAAAUACACCAAAGGCCAGUGGGUGCCAGGCUCUUAAGUUGCCUAAUGGAAUCCCAUAAGAUGCGCUUACAGGCUGCAUCACAUGGUGCAUAUACAUUCACAAUGAAAAUUUUCUGCAUCUCUUGAGUCCACGUGCCCUCCAAUAGGAUAUAUCCCCUACCGGAAACCCUCAUUUCCCCUUUAAAAGUUUGUUUGUUCCAUACGCAAAGAAGUCCACUAGCUGUGUUAAUCGUCGACUGAGAUUCCCAAUUCAUAUCGCUGUCCCCCCAUAGAGAUAUGCACAUGGCCCUAUCUAUAUGAUCUUUCUUCGUCUCCUGAAUGCACAACAGUCAACAUGGUGUUUCUGGACCAGUCUUCUGAUAGCUGUCCAUUUCACCCCUCUCCCUAAUCCUCUGACAUUAUAGGAUAGAAUAUUCAUGAUGAACUAAUUCUUUUUCCCAGUAACUCUGCGUUGUUCCUGUCUAUUAUCUCCAUUGAAGAAAUUUUUUCAAUGAUUUUUGGUUGUUUUGACCCCCAUGUCAUCCCCAAAUCUUUUGCCAUUUCCCAUUGCGCUGUUGCUUCUUCGAUAAAUUUGUUGCUACAUUGGUCCCUACUUUGUGAUGUCUUCGUUUGUUCUGGCUGUGAGUUAGGAUCCAUUGAGUCUGAAUCAUAGUCUGAAAUCGAGGGAGCUGUGUAUCCUUCGUUGCCUCUAAUUGCUGUUUGCAUUCCUUGUCGGGGUUGUUUUUGGGGAUGUGUAGCUUUUGUUUUUACAGGUAAAUAUUCUGUCCUGCUCGGUUGGGCCACUUUCUUUCUGCACCCCCUGGCCCUUACAUACACCUUAAAAUCGCUCCCCGUCUCCGCUACCUGCUCUUGGUGUUUUUCCCCUUCACAAUUUAAAACUGCUCCUUCCGUGUGGAUGGUAAGGCCCAAAUCAGGAUUAGGCCCAGUAGGUUCCAAGUGUGGGUCACGUGAGUUUUUGAAUGAAGUUUUUUGUGACCCGUUGUGAUUUUGACUCUCAGCCUCCUUUUGACCAAUCUCCAAGACAUAUUCUGCUUUUCCAUAAAUGCUUUCCGUGCACCCCACCAGCUCACACAACUCACUUUCCUUUUUUUCCCCUUGAGUUGGCAGUGCUAUUCGCGUUCCCACCUGCACCUUCACCGCUAAUGGCAAUUUCUUCCGACAUUGGGCCAGCUUCGAGCGCGAUGGUUUUCCCCUUGUCACUUUUUGUCACGCACUGGUCAGGUAUAGAGCCGUGUGCCUUGCUACUUCCUUCAAUACCCGUUGGGUAUUCAUUCCCUGGGAGACUGCUUGGUAUUUUCUCAACCCAAUGGACGUUGCUUCCAUCCAUGGCUUUGGUGGCGAGAAACCUCGGCGAAGGACCACUGUACCCAGUCAAUGGUGUGUCGAAGUCGCUAACGUCGGACGUAAUUUCUUCCGAUGACCCGGAGAAGCUCCGCCGGUGUCGGGCUCGCCUUCCUUCUGCGCUGUGAGUUUCUUCCACCAUCUGAACUAUGUGGGUUUCGCCGCCGAUGAGGACUGCUACUGAAUGGUGGAUUAACGAUCGCCAAGGGAUUUUGAUAAGGAUCCUUGCCCUGUCCAACCUCCGCCUUUCUUCCACAUCGUCAUCAAAGUCCACCAAAGAUUUACAAUUUUACCCUAAUUAAUUCUAAAAGUGUUCACAAAGAUUUACAAUUUUACCCUAAUUACUGUAAUUACAUUGUACUGUAUAACUGCGAUAACAUCAACAAAAGUCUUAUCCUCCACAAACAAGGUGGGAUUGACUAUAUGGAUCACACAAAGCCAUUGGGUUCAAUUAAAUACCAAAUUCUCAAGGAUAUUGUUCACCAUGAGAUCCCUUUACAAUUUUCUCCAAUGUCCUUCUUGGUCUUCUUCUACCCCCUUUCACAGUGUUAAAAACCAUACAAUUUACUUUCCUCACCAGUGUUUCUGGUGGCCUUCUUUGCAGCUGUUCAAACCACCUACAUAGCACUGAUAAUUGAAAGUUGCAUAAAGAAGAGACUUCAAUGGAAUAGUUGUUAUGCUCGUAAAGUUUGUAAAGAAAGUGAAUAUUAUGAAGAGAUGAUGCGUUACUUGCGGAAGAAUCUUGCUCUAUUUCCUUAUCAUCUGGCCGAGUAUAUUUGCCGUGUAAUGAGAGUAUCGCCAUUCAGAUAUUAUUGUGAUAUGAUUUUUGAAGUAAUGAGAAAUGAGCAACCUUAUGACAGCAUCCCAAAUUUUAGUGCUGCAGAUGUUUUAAGACUUACAGGAAUUGGGAGAAAUGAAUUUAUUGAUAUAAUGAACAAGUGCAGAUCUAAGAAAAUCAUGUGGAAACUGAACAAGUCAAUUGCAAAAGAACUUUUACCUACACAACCUGUGGAUUUUCCUAUUGAACCUUGGUGGGGAGUUUGUCUGGUGAACUUUACUUUGGAAGAAUUUAAGAAACUUUCAGAAGAGGAAAUGGCCAUGAUAGAUAAAGUAUGUAAGGAGGAAGCAAAUUCAUUUAUCCUGUUUGAUCCUGAUGUUGUGAAGGGUCUUUAUAGCCGGGGAUUGAUCUAUUUUGAUGUUCCUGUAUAUCCUGAUGAUCGGUUUAAAGUUUCCAGGCUUGAAGGUUUCGUUUCCAACAGGGAGCAGUCUUAUGAAGAUCCCAUUGAAGAGUUAUUAUACGCAGUUUUUGUUGUUUCAAAUGAAAAUGCAUCUGUUGCUGAAUUGGCAGCAACCCUACAGGCUGACUUGUCACAACUGCAGGCUGCUGCAUCUUUUGUAUGUCGAUUGGGAUGGGCGACAAAAGUAAUUGAUCCAGCCUCUAUUCUUCAAGAUACAAACAUACCUGGUUCUCCAAAAAGUGCAGUCAAUGAUGAAGAUGCUUCUAUUGCUAGUCAUGGUUUUGAUAAUAUGCUUAUUGAUAAUGACAACAAUCAAAGCGAUGCCUAUGGUCCUCAUUCUUGCCAUACUCGUGUUGCUUUCAUAGUUGAUGCUAAUAUAACAUCAUAUCUUAUGAUGGGUUCUGUUUCACCAGGCCUGAAAUCUCAUGCUGUUACACUCUAUGAAGCGGGUAAAUUGGGUCAUGCCAGUAUUACUGAUCUUUGCAAGGAUCUUAGCACUCUGGAAGGUGCCAAAUUUGAGGGAGAACUGCAGGAAUUUGCUAAUCAUGCAUUUAGCUUGCGUUGUGUAUUAGAAUGUCUACAAUCAGGUGGAGUUGCUUCUGAUGCAAAAGUGGGUGAAGAUAAGAUGGAUUUGGCUACUGUAAGCAAUGAUGAGUUUAGUUCUCUAAUAUCCGAAAUCUCUCUGACUGAAAAAUCAGGAGAAUCUGGUAUUACAGAAGCUGGGAUGAAUAGCUAUGAUAUAUUAAGUUCAGAUUUAGAGAAGUCAGUAGAGGCUCCUGCUUCCACUGAAUCUGCUCCUAGUAAUAUGGUUGGUGGAACCCGUUCUAUUCCUUUGGAAGGUGAUGAUAGUCAUGUACAGGAAGCCAAUGAAGAUGGGAAUCUCCAGAAUGAUGAGAAACUAAUGGUUGAAGAGUCGGAUGUUGGAACUGAAAUGUUAAAAAGAAAAAAGAAAUAUCGUGUAAACAUUCUCCGCUGUGAAAGCUUAGCUUCUCUUGCACCAGCAACUGUUGAUCGAUUGUUUGUUCGUGAUUAUGAUGUAGUUGUGUCCAUUGUGCCUCUUCCUCAUUCAUCAGUUCUUCCUGGAUCCACAGGUCUGGUUCAUUUUGGUCCCCCCUCCUAUUCUUUUAUGACUCCUUGGAUGAAAUUGGUAUUAUAUUCAACUGUAGCUAGUGGGCCUCUAUCAGUUGUUCUGAUGAAAGGACAGUGUCUGCGCUUGCUUCCUGCUCCAUUGGCUGGUUGUGAGAAAGCUCUCAUAUGGUCCUGGGAUGGUUCCGCAGUAGGAGGGUUGGGAGGGAAGCAUGAAGGAAAUUUAGUAAAGGGAAGUAUACUCCUGCAUUGUUUAAAUUCACUUCUUAAGCAUUCAGCUGUGCUGGUGCAGCCCCUAAGUAGGUUUGACCUUGAUGAAUCUGGAAAGGUGAUUACAAUGGAUAUCCCUUUGCCCUUAAAGAAUUCUGAUGGAUCAAAUACCUAUGUUGGAAAAGACUUAGGAUUAUGUGAAGGGGAAAGUUCAAAACUGAAUUCUCUCCUGACUGAUUUGGCAAACAAGAUGGAACUGUGGACGGUUGGGUAUAUUCGCCUACUGAAAUUAUAUAAUGGACGAGAAUCAAACCAGUUCUCACCUGAAGAAGAGAAGUAUGAAUGGGUUCCGUUGAGUGUUGAAUUUGGGAUGCCACUAUUCAGUCCAAAGUUGUGUAAUGAUAUAUGUCAAAGGGUUGUUUCAUCUGAAUUACUUCAAUCUGGCUCAUUUGAAAAACACCAUCAUGCAAUGCAAAGUUUAAGGAAAAACUUGCGUGACAUUUGUGCUGAGUACCAAGCAACAGGUCCUGCUGCAAAGAUUCUUUACCAGAAGGAGAAAGCUAAGGAAUCCUCUCGACAACUUAUGAGUUAUGCAAGUGGAAGGUGGAAUCCGCUCAUGGAUCCUUCUUCUCCAAUUUCAGGGGCCUCAAGUGAACAUCAAAGGUUAAAACUUGCCAAUCGAAAACACUGCCGAACUGAAGUUUUAAGCUUUGAUGGCAGCAUUCUUAGAUCUUAUGCUUUAACUCCUGUUUACGAAGCUGCUACAAGGCCCAUUGAAGAAGCUACUCAAGCCAACUCAGUAAAAGCUGAAACAGAUGAGAGUGAUAGUAAAGAAGUAAUCCUUCCUGGAGUGGAUCUUAUUUAUGACGGUUCUGAGUUGCAUCCAUUUGAUAUAGGUGCCUGCCUCCAGGCACGGCAACCUAUUUCCUUAAUAGCAGAGGCAGCAGCUGCCUCAGCAUCUUUAGCAAUCAAAUAGUUCUACAGUUAAUGUAGAUUACACUACUUCGAAGUGCAUGAAUGGUAAUGCUAGCGAGUGAUGUGCCAAUGUUAUUGCUACUGUUUGGUUUGUUACCAUCUUCGAGAUUUUUCGUUGCCCUUAUUGUUGGGCUCUGAAGGUAAGUUUCACAUUUUUCCUGUUGUAACGCUGUUUUAGUUGUUAAAAACUACUUUCAAUGCUCAACCUUGUCGUAGUACCAGCAGCAGCCUUAAGUCUUUGAAACGAGGAUGUAUUAAAAUGAUGCCCCAACAGAUUUGCGGAAGUUGCGAAGAUAAUUUCUUUCUAAGGAAUUCCUUUCUAUUUGCUCUGCA
Molecule: messenger RNA, 5477 nt
Organism: Glycine soja
Lineage: Eukaryota; Viridiplantae; Streptophyta; Magnoliopsida; Fabales; Fabaceae
Product: protein FAM91A1-like
Exons: 10
Coding region: 2353-5145 (930 amino acids)
Source: RefSeq, a predicted model, not a curated record